This is a messenger RNA of Micropterus salmoides (largemouth bass), 840 nucleotides long. Its product is annotated as protein NLRC3-like. The record is from RefSeq and is a predicted model, not a curated record. The transcript has a single exon. The annotation marks the transcript as partial. NCBI's taxonomy places the organism in Eukaryota, Metazoa, Chordata, Actinopteri, Centrarchiformes, Centrarchidae.
CUGCCCAAGACCCUGACUGAGAUGUACAUCUACUUCCUGGUAGUGCAGUCUAAACUGAAGAACAUCAAGUAUGAUGGAGGAGCUGAGACAGAUCCACACUGGAAUAAAAAGAGCAAAAAUAUGAUCGAGUCUCUGGGAAAACUGGCUUUUGAGCAGCUGCAGAAAGGCAACCCGAUCUUCUAUGAAUCAGACCUGACAGAGUGUGGCAUCGAUAUCAGAGCAGCCUCAGUGUACUCAGGAGUGUUCACACAGAUCUUUAGAGAGGAGAGCGAGUUGUACCAGGACAAGAUGUUCUGCUUCAUCCAUCUGAGCGUUCAGGAGUUUCUGGCUGCUCUUCAUGUCCACCUGACCUUCUUCAAAUCUGGUGUUAAUCUGCUGGCAGAAGAACAACCUGGUAUGUGGUCUAAACUCUUAAGCGACAAACCUAAACCAACACUUCUCUACCAAAAUGCGGUGGACAAGGCCUUACAGAGUCCAAAUGGACACCUGGACUUGUUCCUCCGCUUCCUCCUGGGUCUUUCUCUGAAGACCAAUCAGACUCUCCUACGAGGCCUGCUGACACACACAGGAAAUAUCUCACAGACCAAUCAGGAAACAGUUGAGUACAUCAAAGAGAAGAUAAGCAAGAAUCUGUCUCCAGAGAGAAACAUCAAUCUCUUCCACUGUCUGAAUGAACUUAAGGCACGUUCUCUAGUAGAGCAGAUCCAACAGUUCCUGAGUUCAGGAAGUCUCUCCACAGAUAAACUGUCUCCUGCUCAGUGGUCAGCUCUGGGCUUCAUCUUACUGUCAUCAGAAAAAGAUCUGGACGUGUUUGACCUGAAGAAAUACUCUGCUUCAGAG